Messenger RNA from Arachis stenosperma, 597 nucleotides. RefSeq lists its product as uncharacterized. The record is from RefSeq and is a predicted model, not a curated record. Bases 1 to 597 code for a protein of 198 amino acids. The transcript has a single exon. Lineage: Eukaryota; Viridiplantae; Streptophyta; Magnoliopsida; Fabales; Fabaceae.
AUGAGGUAUGACGGGACCAAAGACCCUCAGGAACACCUCACCGCCUUUGAAGCAAGAAUGAAUUUAGAAGGGGUAGGCGACGUAGUGAGAUGCCGGGCAUUCCCUGUAACGCUAGCCGGCCCAGUGAUCUGGUGGUUUAAUGCCCUCCCGCAAGAGUCCAUCACGGCUUUCGCAGAUAUCUCCCAAAGCUUCCUAGCCCGGUUCACAUCAUGUAUAGCUAAGACCAAACACCCGAUCAACUUGUUAGGAGUCACCCAGAAACCCGGGGAACUGACCAGAAAGUUCUUAGACAGGUUCAAUAACGAAUGCUUGGAAAUUGACGGUCUCACGAACUCGGUCGCCAGCCUCUGCCUGACAAACGGCUUGCUAAACGAGGAUUUCAGGAAACACCUCACGACCAAGCCUGUGUGGACCAUGCAGGAAAUCCAGAGUGUCGCCAAGGAAUACAUCAAUGAUGAGGAAGUAAGUCAGGUCAUAGCAGCCAACAAACGACCGCCCCCUAACCCACCACCUCGGCAAACCCCCCAGGUCGACAGAUAUAAGGAGCCCCCCAGGACGGAACUUCAGCCAAACAGCACAAGCAACCUCCAUGAGUAG